GGGGGGGGCACUUAGCCUCUUGGACAAGUCUUUUUGCCCCACUGUCAGGUAGCUGAGAGGGAAUUUGUUUGUCCAAAGAACUAGUAGACAUGGAUAUGGCAGACUAUAGUGAUGCCCUGGACCCAGCCUACACCACCCUGGAGUUUGAAAACAUGCAAGUGCUCUCCAUGGGCUCAGACUCCUCGCCGGCUGAGAGUGCCAACAUGAACGCUGCCAACCACCUUGGAGCGGGCACCCUGUGUGCCAUCUGUGGGGACAGGGCCACGGGCAAACACUAUGGGGCCUCCAGCUGUGACGGCUGCAAAGGCUUCUUCCGUCGGAGCGUUCGCAAAAACCACAUGUACUCAUGCAGGUUCAGCAGACAGUGCAUUGUGGACAAAGACAAGAGGAAUCAAUGCAGAUACUGUCGAUUGAAGAAAUGCUUUCGAGCUGGCAUGAAAAAAGAAGGUAUACAAUUCAUUCAACUUCAUUCAAAUGCUGUACAGAACGAGAGAGACAGAAUCAGCACCAGGAGAUCUAGCUAUGAAGACAGCAGUUUACCAUCUAUCAAUGCAUUGAUCCAGGCAGAUGUACUCUCAAGACAGAUAUCCUCACCUGGACCUAUACUGAAUGGUGACAUCAGGACGAAAAAGAUAGCGACCAUCACAGAUGUGUGUGAAUCAAUGAAACAGCAGCUGCUGGUGCUGGUGGAAUGGGCCAAGUACAUCCCUGCCUUCUGUGACCUGCCCCUGGAUGACCAGGUGGCAUUGCUGCGAGCCCAUGCUGGAGAGAAUCUUCUGAUUGGAGCUGCAAAGAGGUCUAUGUUGUACAAGGACCUCCUGUUACUAGGAAAUGACCACAUUAUUCCCCGGAACUGCCCGGAGUUGGAAGUGAGCCGAGUAGCAGUGAGGAUUCUGGACGAGCUAGUGCUGUCCUUCCAGGAGCUCCAGAUAGACGACAAUGAAUACGCUUGUUUGAAAGCCAUUGUUUUCUUUGAUCCAGAUGCCAAAGGUCUGAGUGAACCAGGUAAGAUCAAGCGGAUGCGUUACCAGGUUCAGGUCAGCCUAGAGGACUACAUCAACGACCGGCAGUAUGAGUCCCGGGGACGCUUCGGAGAGUUGCUCCUGCUGCUGCCUACACUACAGAGCAUCACCUGGCAGAUGAUCGAACAAAUACAGUUUGUCAAACUCUUUGGCAUGGCCAAGAUUGACAACCUGCUCCAAGAGAUGCUCUUAGGAGGUUCUACUAAUGAGGCACCUCACACACCACACUCUCUGCAUCCACAUCUGGUUCAGGAACACCUUAGCAACAAUGUCAUCGUGGCUAGCAACAUGGCUACUUCCAUCCACAACGGCCAAAUCUCCUCCAGUUCAGAACACUAUAAAAUGGCUCAAGGGGUUAUAGCCACUGUGCCCAAGAAUCCUAUCUCCAUCCCUCAGCCCACCAUCACCAAGCAAGAAGCCAUCUAACACAGAACUGGACCCCACAAACCCGUCCAACAAAGCAUUCACAAUUUCACCAUCUUCGCUAGCUUCUCGGUUUCUCUGUAAACAUGCUCAGUAUAAAGGUGCAACAAUAAUUCUCACAUGUGAGAAAUACAUAUUUUCCAAAAAUCUCAGGAGUGUACUGUACAGUUAGGUUACAUUAGUCAACUAGCCCCCACCUGAGAUACUGUACAUACGGUAGCCCUACUCAUAUUGUUGCAUGUAGUAUCAAGCUGACACAGUAAACUGCUAAACAACCUCAUUUGUGGGCAAUAUGAUAUGCUCUUUGACAUAGUUGUACAGGUUAUCUAUACCCUUAUACACAGAGUUCAAAUUAUGAAUGGGUAAAUAAAAUAUAACUGUAUACAUAUUAGAUAGGUUUCUUAAUCACAUUGAAAUUGUAUGAAUGUUACAAACAGGCCUUAUAUCUGUGAUGAGGCAGAUCAUGAUGUUAGUGUUACACAGUCUUUUCAAAGACUGUUGUCAAUGGCAAUACAAGUCUUGUUGACUGAUAUAGUCACUCACAACUUGUACCCAGAAAUAAGAAUAUAACGACAUUGUCAUGUUUUGAAAUAAUGUAAUUAUGUGACAGACGGAGAUAUACAGGUAUGAUAGGUAGUCAAUUGGUUCUGAAAGGACAAAUUUAACUUUUUUAAGUUAUCUUGUACUUGCUGUAUGACAGUUGUGUUGCAUUGAAAUCCAGGUUUAAGAUAUCCCUGUCUAUAUACACUGGAAAUCGCUAGUUGUGUAGUAAAACAAAGUAAAACGCUUAAAUGUUCGAAUUAAAACAGCUCAGUUCAUUUAAUACUGUAUACUUUCUGUGGAGCCACUUUAUAAAUGUUUAAGGCAUUCACAGUGUUUUACCCAUUUCAAAUAUAUUUUUUUGCAGUUUCACUGUAAAGACCUGGUAGUGUUUUUUGUUUGACCAUGGAAUGUUAUUUUGUCAUGGUAUUAUAACUACAUGACAGAAUACAUGUUGCCUUGCCAUCUGUACUUCCUUAUACUGCAAAGAUGGGCAAUAUGUUUCACCUUACAAUGUGAAGAUGAAUAAAAUGUCAAGGUUUAUUUUUA
Coregonus clupeaformis (lake whitefish) is the source of this 2534-nucleotide messenger RNA. Its product is annotated as hepatocyte nuclear factor 4-alpha-like. The record is from RefSeq and is a predicted model, not a curated record. The coding region runs from base 90 to 1448 and encodes 452 amino acids. Gene Ontology annotation, biological process: cell differentiation; positive regulation of transcription by RNA polymerase II; anatomical structure development. Lineage: Eukaryota; Metazoa; Chordata; Actinopteri; Salmoniformes; Salmonidae. Gene Ontology annotation, molecular function: nuclear receptor activity; zinc ion binding; RNA polymerase II cis-regulatory region sequence-specific DNA binding. The transcript has 10 exons.